Messenger RNA from Oncorhynchus nerka (sockeye salmon), 2701 nucleotides. Its product is annotated as zinc finger protein ZFP2-like. The record is from RefSeq and is a predicted model, not a curated record. NCBI's taxonomy places the organism in Eukaryota, Metazoa, Chordata, Actinopteri, Salmoniformes, Salmonidae. Gene Ontology annotation, molecular function: DNA-binding transcription factor activity; RNA polymerase II cis-regulatory region sequence-specific DNA binding. Gene Ontology annotation, biological process: regulation of transcription by RNA polymerase II. The transcript has 9 exons. Bases 248 to 1975 code for a protein of 575 amino acids.
UAAUGCAGAAGAAUCAUACCCGGAAGUACGGUGAUGCAGUAACGCAGACAGUCGGCUUAUUUACCUUUCUUCAAAACAGUCUAACUAGCUAGUUACUGUUAAAAUGGCAACAUAUAGGAUUUCUGCAUGUAUUUGCCUUAGUUAAGAUGGCUGGUUAGGUUUCAAAUCGUUUCACGACGAGUAAAUUGUUCAACUGACGUGAGUGACCUCGAGCUGAUGUGAACGCAUAAGAACAACAAUCAAUAACAUGUCGGCAGAAUUCACUCUUCCCGGUUCUGACCGACCCAUAAUGGACGAGGAUGAUGUUAACAACCAGCCCAGCCCGUCCCCAUCCCACAGCCCCCCUGCAUCAGGAGAAGCUGAUCAAGAGGACCAAACAGAACCAACCAAAACCUUUUCUCACGGUUGUCUGGACUGUGGGAAAGAGUUUUCCCGCCCAUGUGACCUGGUGAGACACCAGAGGGUACACACAGGGGAGAAGCCCUACCCCUGUCCUGACUGUGGCAAGAGGUUCGCCCACUCAGGAGGCCUCCGAGAACACGAGAGGAUACACUCCGGAGAGAAGCCUCACUCCUGCUCUGUGUGUGGGAAGAGCUUCACCCAGAAGGGAAGUCUUAGAGUCCACCUACGGACACACACGGGGGAGAGACCUUAUUCUUGCUCCGUCUGUGGCAAGAGUUACACCCAAAAUGAAUUUUUGAAAGUGCACCAGCGAACACACACGGGAGAGAGGCCCUACUCCUGUUCUGUGUGUGGCAAGGGCUUUGCUCAGAUAGGAAACCUGAAGAAACACCAGCGGAUUCACACCGGGGAGAAGCCUUACCAGUGCCUGGAGUGUGGAGCCAGUUUCACCCAGAAGGACAGCCUGAAGAUGCAUCAGAGGUCUCACACGGGAGAGAAACCCUGCGUCUGCCCCGAGUGCGGGAAGGGUUUCCGCGACAACGGGCACCUGAAAGUCCACUUGAGAGUGCAUACAGGGGAGAAGCCGUACUCCUGCCCCGACUGUGGGAGACGGUUCAGCCAGGCAGACGUCCUGAAGAGACACCAGAUGGUGCACACAGGGGAGAAGCCGUACUUCUGCGCCCUGUGUGGGAGGAGGUUCGCCCAGCCUGCCACUCUGAAGUACCACCUCCGGACCCACGCAAGAGAGAACCAGACAGGAGGGCCUCAAUGCUGCCCAGUGUGUGGACAGGACCUCCCUACAGAGCAGGCUCUGAGAAAACACCUACAGGCACACAUGGGGGAGGACCUCGGUCACAACGGGGGACAGGAAGACGGAGAGGAGGAAGUUGGUGGUCUGAUCAAUUCUGAUGGAGAGGACGUUGGCUGGGACCCUUCUCAUCUUAGAGAGAGUCCUGUCCGUGGCUCCGGUAGUGAAGAAAGUCCUGCUACAUCGGACAUCAACAAGAAUCCGGGUGACCAAUCCGGAUCCGGAUCGUCACCUGACGACAGAGAGGCCUUCAGUCAGACACUGGGUCCUGACGACAGAGAGGCCUUGAGUCAGACACUGGGUCCUGACGACAGAGAGCCCUUCAGUCAGACACUGGGUCCUGACGACAGAGAGGUCUUCAGUCAGACACUGGGUCCUGACGACAGAGAGGCCUUCAGUCAGACACUGGGGAUGAACAUUAAAGUAGUGGAGGAGGAGGAGCUGGAGGACUUGAGUCAAACUGUUGGGAUGACGGUUAAAGAAGAAGAGGAAGAGGUGGAGCUGGAGGACUUAAGUCAAACUGUUGGGGUGAUUGUUAAAGAAGAAGAGGAUGAUGAGGAAGUCAGCAGAUUCAUUCAGUACCCAGUAGAAGAAGUGGACUGGGAGGCUGUUGAACUUGGAGAGAGUCCUAACCACUGCUCAGACCGUGAGGAGAGACCUCCCCAGCAGGAGAAUCACACAGCUAAACACCAUCAUCACCACACAGAGAACACAAGCCUCACUCCUGCUCCGACUCUAUUUGAAGGACCUGAUCAAAGCCAUUGAUUAGGAAAUAAUUAGGUUCAUGAUAUCAUUUAGUUACUGUACCCUAUUACAGAUAUGUAUGUUUAAUUAAUUGCCUUUGAUUGAAUACAUCAUGGUUGCAACAACCUGCUUCUCUGCUCUAUCAAUCAUUAGAAACUGGGUGGUUUGAGCCCUGAAUACUGAUUGGCUGACAGGAGUGGUAUAUCAGAACAUAUACCACAGGUAUGACAAAACAUAGAUUUUUACUGCUCUAAUUACAUUGGUAACCAGUUUAUAACAGCAAUCAGGCACCUCGGGGGUUGUGGUAUAUGGCCAAUAUACCACAGCUAAUAACUAUCCAGGCACUCCGUCGUUGCGCCGUGCAUAAGAACAGUAUUUAACCGUGGUAAAUGAAUAAUAACUAUCCAAUAUACCACAGCUAAUAACUAUCCAGGCAGUCUGGCGUUGCGCCGUGCAUAGGAACAGUAUUUAACCGUGGUAAAUUAAUAAUAACUAUCCAAUAUACCACAGCUAAUAACUAUCCAGGCAGUCCGGCGUUGCGCCGUGCAUAAGAACAGUAUUUAACCGUGGUAAAUUUGCCAUAUACCACACCCCUUCGGACCUUAUUGCUUAAAUAGACCAUUCAAUCUGUUAAUUUAGCCGAUGGUGACCAGACGUCCCCGAUUUUGUUGGCCAGUACCCGGAUAUAGCCUUCCCAUAAAAUGUCCCUGAUUAGGCUUCAGAAAUAAAAACAACUUUGAAGUUAAA